UCUCAGCUCCCACAGGCAGCUCGGAGUCCCCCUGCUCUGGACGGCCGCACCGCUUCGUCUGGCCUGAGAACACGCUGCAAAGCCCUCUCUGCUCUACACACUGCCCACCCUGGGGGUCCUGGCCAUCCCCAGCUGCUCUGCUUGGUAACCCAGCCAAGGAGGCUGCUGCAUUUGCUGGUCUGCUGCCUCUCUCUCCUUUGGCUGGCCCAUUAUUCACUGUAGCGCCCAGUCCAUACGCCUGCCUGCCAUGCCCAUGGGCAGCCUCUCUGCUGUGCUGUUGCUGGCCACAAUGGGCCUGUGCGUCAGCGAUGAAGCCAUCCACUGCCCACCCUGCUCGGAGGAGAAGCUGGCUCGCUGCAAGGCACCAGUGGGGUGUGAGGAGCUGGUGCGGGAGCCUGGCUGUGGGUGCUGUGCCACCUGUGCCCUGAGCAAAGGGACGCCUUGUGGGGUUUACACUGCCCGCUGUGGCUCGGGGCUCCGCUGCUACCCACCCCGGGGGGUGGAGAGACCCCUGCACACGCUGAUGCAUGGGCAGGGGAUCUGUACAGAACUGUCUGAGAUCGAGUCCAUCCAAGAGAGCCUGCAGCCUCCAGAAAAGGAGGAGAUUGAUCACCCCAACAACAGCUUCAGCCCCUGCAGCAUCCAAGACCGGAAAUGCCAUCAGAAGCAGCAGGCGAAAUCCCGUGAGCGGGCCAACAACGGUGUCAAGAUGAGGAGUACGCACAUCCGGGAUGAGACAAGGCCAAUAGCGCAGGGUUCCUGCCAGAGUGAGCUGCACAGAGCUCUGGAGAGACUAGCUGCCUCCCAGGGCCGAACUCAUGAGGACUUGUACAUCAUCCCCAUCCCAAACUGUGACCGCAAUGGAAACUUCCAUCCGAAGCAGUGUCACCCGGCUCUGGAUGGGCAACGUGGGAAAUGCUGGUGUGUGGACCGGAAAACAGGCGUCAAACUGCCAGGCUUCCCCGAGCUGAAAGGGGACUUGGAUUGCCACCAGCCAGCUGAUGGCGUGCGAGAGUGACCCCAUGGUAAAAGGGGACUAUGAGAUUUCCUUGGCGACCUGCUGAGGCUGAACAAACCCAUUGGUGCUGUCUAGGAGUGGGAAGGAAGGGACACUACCACAAAACAACUCCCUGUGCCCAGGGGAUCCCAAGCUGUACUCUCGUCCCAGGCAGAACGGCACCCCCAUCCUGCAAAACAUCGAUGCCCUGCUCUGCAGCCGCUACCUGCCCCUCUUUGAUCCUCACUUUGAUCCUACCCCCAGCUCUGGACAUGGACCUGGGGGCUCCUGCCUGCCCCAGGCUACAGACCAGGCUUGGGUUAGGCACAUGUGCCAAAAUGACCACUAGCUACGGACACCACAAGGGCUUUCCCAUUUGGGACACCUCCUGCCAUCCUUUCCCCCUUUCUGACAGCCUCAAGGGGGAUAGUCCCCUCCCCAGCCUGUCCCACUUUGCUCCAGCCCAGGUAGCUGGGAAAAGGUUUCUCUUGUCAAGGGACAGCUGGGGGCUCUUUGCCAGGGCACAGAAAUUAUGGUAGUGGCUGCGGUGUCUGCACAGCCUCCCCUACCCCCCUGCAUUCUCUGCUCCCCGUGGCUGCUAAAGGGAGCUGUGGAGUCCCCAGCACAGGUGUGGGGAUGUGCUGCAUCUAUUUUGAGGGAAGCAGGGGCUAUUUUGAGAUCACUAUGCCAAAGUUCAAAGAAGGAGAGAAACAGAAAUAGCCUCCAAGUCUUGGCUGCCACCGAGCAUUUGGCAUACGUUACAUACUGGGUUAUGUUCCUACUCAACAAGGCUGCAGGGCUGUUGUGUUCUCAGCCCUGUCUCCCACCCCACAAACUGUUUUUAAUGUGAUCACACCAUAAUGGGUGCAAGGAUUUCCUAGUGUCCCACCCCCUCUCUUCUAUGCUGGCAUAUUGCCAGGGCGAGUUUAAAGCACAGGACCUAGACGCUCCUGCCCAUGAUCUAGGUCCUGGAGUCAUGUCAUUGCACCAGAGCCUCAGCUUUCCUGGAAA
Gavialis gangeticus (Gharial) is the source of this 2008-nucleotide messenger RNA. It is a transcript of the gene IGFBP4, whose product is annotated as insulin like growth factor binding protein 4. Gene Ontology annotation, biological process: regulation of insulin-like growth factor receptor signaling pathway. The record is from RefSeq and is a predicted model, not a curated record. The coding region runs from base 248 to 1018 and encodes 256 amino acids. NCBI's taxonomy places the organism in Eukaryota, Metazoa, Chordata, Crocodylia, Gavialidae. The transcript has 4 exons. Gene Ontology annotation, cellular component: extracellular region. Gene Ontology annotation, molecular function: insulin-like growth factor I binding; insulin-like growth factor II binding.